AUGUCUGCAUUUGCACGCUUUUUUGAUGAAGCCAACGUUGUGGAGCCGAAAGUGGCCGGCCUGUAUGACCUUGGACCAACAAUCGGACGAGGCCAUUAUGCAGUGGUCAAGGUCGCUCAACACGUUUUCACUGGCGAAAAGGUGGCUGUCAAGGUGAUUGACAAGACCAAGUUGGACGCUCCCUCUCGUGAACAUCUCUUCCAGGAGGUGGUUUGUAUGAAACUAGUCCAACAUCCAAAUGUAGUUCGAUUGUACGAAGUCAUUGACACUGUAAAUAAACUCUACCUCAUUCUUGAACUAGGCGACGGAGGCGACCUCUAUGAUUACAUCAUGAAGCACGAGCAUGGCCUGUCGGAGAAGUUGGCGAAAAGAUACUUCCGUCAGAUUGUCACCGCCAUCUCCUAUUGUCACAAUCUGCAUGUGGUUCAUCGCGACCUCAAACCUGAGAAUGUUGUUUUCUUUGAACAGCUCGGUGUGGUGAAGCUGACUGACUUUGGAUUCAGCAAUCAAUUUGUCCCUGGAAAGCAACUUGACACAUUCUGUGGUUCUCUAGCUUAUUCCGCUCCUGAAAUCCUACUUGGAACUAAGUAUGACGCUCCAAAGGUUGAUAUCUGGUCACUGGGAGUGAUUCUCUUUAUGCUAGUUUGUGGCAGGCUUCCUUUCGAUGAGGCGAAUGACAGUGAGACGCUUACAAAAAUCAUGGAUUGUGAAUAUCAGCUGCCACCUCAUCUUUCUUCCGAGUGUUGUUUGCUCAUUUCCCGACUCCUUAUUCGUGAUCCAUCGAAGAGAGCAACGCUCGAUGAAGUACUACAGGACGAAUGGCUUCAAAUGGCUGGUGAUGAACUUCCAAUUGGGCUAUUUUCAGUUCCCUUGAUUUCACAACAGCACCUUCAAUUUGAAGAUCACAUGGAAAUCCUCAACAAGAUGGCCUCGGGAGGAUUGGCUACUGUUGAUGAGAUCCAACAAGCACUCGAUCGCAAUGAAUACUCCCACAUUUCCGCCACCUACUUUCUCCUUGCUGAGCGUAAGUUGAAGAGAAAUUAUAUUGAGGAGUAUAAAAUUCUCUCAGCUCAAGCUAAAGCACUAGAACAGACAUUGAGCCUUUCGCAGAAAACCCAAUUACCAACUCCUGUAGAACAGUCAGAGAAAUCACAGACUCGACCGGCUGUCCUUCCGAAGUCAAUCUCGGCUUCUUUGGCAGCCUCUGGAGCCGAAGAGCGUCUGAGACGAUUUUCGAUGAUUCUAGAAGACGAGGAAGAGAAUGACGAUACACCUCCGAUUUCUGCCGUGGGAGUCUGUGGAAUUGAUCAUCGUCUUGCCGAUGAAAUCAACUUCCAUGAAACAUCAGAGGAAGCAUUACUACACGAAGAACAGGAGGAGUUUGAAGCUGUAGCUAGCCUCGCUUGUGUUCGAUCGGAACUUCUAUCUGAACACGAAAGCAGUGACACCGGUGCGACGUCCGAUAUUCAGGCUCUAGAUCUCGAACCGACUAGGUAUUUCACUCGACCGAAUUCCAGAGCAGACUUAUCUGAACGCGUUGGUUCGGAGACUUCUUUGAAUACCGGUGGAGUGGCAAGUAUAGCUGGUGACGCAGGUCGACGUUCUGUUUCUUCUAUAUUCACUUCUCGUCAUUUCAGACUCCCCAGGACUUCACUUCGACCCCUGAUAUCCGUUAAAAGUAGCCCGCAAUUACUUGAUUACAUUGCUGAGGAAGAAGGCUGUGAUUGGAAAAUUCCAUUGGAAAGUGAAGAGCUCCCCUCUAAACGUCCACUCGCCUCGCACCUUCCAACUGCCAAGCAACCCAAUCGAGCGUUAAAUGCCAAUCGGAAAUCGAUGAGCUCGAUCUAUGCCAAUCGGGGAUCCAUUCCACGGGCAAGAAGUCCGCCAACUUGGUCAAAUCGCAAGUUUUAUACCGGUUCAGCGGCAAGUUUCAGUGCGAGCAACUCGCGACCAGUUAGUGGUGUGAAUAUGUGGCCAGCGGUCGAUAGAAAGUGGCGUCAGUCUCCGUCAACAACAGGGAAUAUAUUUCUCGCUUCUCGAUACACUCCAAGUAAUAAUAUGAUCCGACCUUCGAACUCGAAUUGUGUGCGAGAUCAUAGGCGCCGUAGUGGUCCCCCGAGUUUUUCUGUUCUUACACAGGGGAAUAAUGCUCUUACGCCGGCGCAUAUGAGCCUCCUUCGAAUGAGUUUGAACUUCACCACCGGCCGGACGUCUGCGGAAUGCUCCGAACGAGAUCCGCUUCCGCCUAAACCGCUUCACCUCGAACCCGCUUUGGAAGAGUCGGUGCAGAAAGAGGAGCCUGAACCGCCUAAUUGUGGACGAUUCAGUGUCUCCUGUCAGUCAGCUCCUAAUAUUCUCGACCAUCUCUUCAUUAAACCACCUGUUACAACGGAAAUUUGUGCACCAAUUCGAGAAGAGGAAGAUGAGAAUAAGACCCAUAGUCCUUCAAAGGAUGAAUUAGGCCUGAAUCCAUCACCUCCUCAGGCUUCUCGUAUUGCGAAAACCUCCCCAGCUAUUUUAACUGGUCACCGAUUGUCUGCUGUUUGGUGUAAUGGAGCUCCAACCUCUGGUCGUGUACCCAAUCGCCAGCAGAACGGUCUCACGUCUUCUAAUUUCUCUCUUGCUUCUUUGGCUAGCAGUAUCCGAGAUUCCAGACACAUUGUUGAUGUUCUAAGGGGGACCUAUGAACUUCAACUCCAAUCCAAACAACGAACUGGAGGCUUCCCACGAAUUUCCACGGGCUCGAGUUUGGAUGGGUUGCCACCUCCCCCUUCAACUUCAUCUUUGGUAAGAAGCUUGAAUCUUGGGAUCCAACCGGGAGUGUCUGUUUCUGCGAACGCCUCUUUACGACGUCCACGGCAGAAUGCUGCACAACCAGCGCUUCGACAAUCCUCUGCCUCUCCACCACGAAUCGCAACAGUUCCAUCUGCGAGUGUGUUCAAGGAAAAGAAUUCCCCAACACCAAAUGACGACGCAGUGGCUAGAUAUGCCAACUCUUCGUCGCGUUCUAGUGAUUCCAUACGCGUAGUUAAUUCCUUCUUCUAUAUUCCCUCGUCGACAACCUCACUGAACAAUUCACUUACUCUCGCCACGACUUCAACAACGCUGAACACGAAAGUCGACGGAUCUUUGCCUCCACCACCUUCUUCCCAGAUCUCAGGCCAGCCUACAAUUCCGGAGGAGAGCACUCUUAAGUCCUCUAAGUUAUUUGCAAUUCCGAAAGCGAAAUUGUAUUCCUUUUAUGAGAGUUCUGCAGCUAGAACAACUCGGCCCCAUUUCGGAUUGAAACGGGGUCUGAGAAAGCCUAGAAAAAGAAGCGGCAGUGGUUCUGGGGGAAGAAAUGAGAAUUCUUCCAGUUGCUGUCACAUUUCUUAG
Molecule: messenger RNA, 3375 nt
Organism: Rodentolepis nana
Lineage: Eukaryota; Metazoa; Platyhelminthes; Cestoda; Cyclophyllidea; Hymenolepididae
Source: the annotation of a GenBank genome assembly